Molecule: messenger RNA, 1125 nt
Organism: Meira miltonrushii
Lineage: Eukaryota; Fungi; Basidiomycota; Exobasidiomycetes; Exobasidiales; Brachybasidiaceae
Product: mitochondrial carrier
Exons: 1
Coding region: 1-1125 (374 amino acids)
Source: RefSeq, a predicted model, not a curated record
AUGUCUGCUAUUGGUGCAAAACAAACUGGUGCAAGUGCUGGUGCAUCAGGUGCAUCAUCAGGAACGCAACCUGUAAAGACUUCUGCACCUGUAAAGAUUUCAACGGGUGAAGGAUUCGCAGUUGGUUCUUUUGCUGCAAUGACGGCAGUCUUGUUCUCCAAUCCAGCAGAAUCUAUCAAGACACGAAUGCAAUUACAAGGUGAAUUAACCGAAUCAGCAAAACGAAGAGGUCCAGGUCAAGCACCAGUGCAAAAGCUGUACAACGGAACAUGGGAUUGCUUCCGUAAAACUGCAAAGACGGAAGGUAUAAAGGGUAUCCAAAGAGGUUUAGGAGCAGCAUUGAUUUAUCAAGUUUGUUUGAAUGGAAGUAGAUUGGGUUUCUACGAGCCUUUUAGGAAACUGUACAAUCAAGCAGCCGGAAAAGAUGUAAAGGAAGUUUGGGCUCUUGGUGCUUUUGCUGCAGGUGCAAGUUCAGGUGUGGUAGGAGCAAUUCUAGGGAACCCUUUAUUCUUGGUAAAAGCAAGACAACAGGCUUAUUCUCCUCAUUUCAAAAUCGGAAAAGCACAAUACAACUACAAAAAUGCUUUCGAUGGUUUGAGCAGUAUCGUCAAAUCGGACGGUAUAAGAGGAUUGGCACGUGGAAUGGAUGCUGCUAUCCUGCGAACAGCGAUGGGAAGUACUGUGCAAUUACCUGCAUACAAUUACGCCAAGACAUACCUAGUCAAUCUAUCCCCAGACAAUACGUUUGCAUACAAUCCACUACUCCUUCUCGCUGGAAAGCCCAAUGCAUUUUCGACAUACUUGGUAUCUUCAUUCUUCAGUGGAUUGUGCGUUUGUGCUGCAAUGCAACCUGCUGAUACUGCUUUAAGUAGAGUAUACAAUCAGCCUACACGGAUUGAUGAAAGAGGAAGAUCUGUUGGAACGUUGUAUAGAGGUCCUAUACAUUGUUUAUAUUUGACGGCUAAAACAGAAGGUCCUUUGGCAUGGUAUAAAGGAACGACGGCCCAUUUAGCACGUAUUGCACCUCAUACGGUUUUAACCUUGGUGGUGAACGAAGCCUAUUUACGUUAUUACAGUAAUUGGAAAGCCGGAAGAGAUAUCUUUGCUCAACCUUUGACAGAAUGA